AUGUUUUACACUUCUAAAAAUUGGAAUGAACCAGAAAUUAUUGAAUUUUGUAAUAAUAAAAGUUUAUUGGAUUCGAAUUUUAAACCUGGAAAUCCAGUGAGAAUCCUAUUUCACGGAUAUCAUGAUGGACCAAAUGCCGUCGUUAACACUCUCGGUCUUCAAGGAUACAAAUCUCUCGGAGAAUUUAACGUCAUUAUCAUUGAUUGGUCCAAAGGAGCAAACACUCCAGAUUACAUUUUAGCUGUUGAAAGAAUUUUCCAAAUCGGACCUUUCAUUGCUGAAUUUAUUGAAUUUCUCUUAAAAACGUUCAAAAAUCAGAUGAAAAUAUCCGACAUUUAUCUCAUCGGUCACAGCCUUGGAGCUCAUUUAGCUGGAAUUGUUGGAAAAAAUAUGAAAAGUGGAAAAAUUCCCGUAAUUUAUGGCUUAGAUCCUGCAGGUCCUUUAUUUUCAAUUCAUGAUCCCGACAAAAGAUUGGAUAAAAAUGACGCGGAAUACGUUGAAGUAAUUCACACAGAUGGCGGCAUGCAAGGUUUUAGUGAACCUUUGGGAACAGCAGAUUUUUAUCCGAAUUGGGGAGUCAAACAACCCGGAUGUGGUGCUGAAAUUAACAGUGCUUGUAAUCAUGUAACAGCGGCUUAUUAUUGGGGAGAGUCUUUAAUUACGGAAAAAGGCUUUUGGGGGCAUUUGUGUGACAGUUACGAAAAUAUUUGGAAGAAAAAUUGCACUUUUAACGGCGGAAAAAAAGUAAAAAUGGGAGGAGAACCCGGAAAUAAAGGAAAAGCUAAAGGAAUUUAUUACGUGAAAACAGCAAACCAAAAACCUUUUGCCCUUGGAGACAUUUAA
Messenger RNA from Culicoides brevitarsis, 843 nucleotides. Its product is annotated as lipase member H-like. NCBI's taxonomy places the organism in Eukaryota, Metazoa, Arthropoda, Insecta, Diptera, Ceratopogonidae. The record is from RefSeq and is a predicted model, not a curated record. Gene Ontology annotation, biological process: lipid catabolic process. The transcript has 2 exons. Gene Ontology annotation, molecular function: lipase activity. Bases 1 to 843 code for a protein of 280 amino acids.